Molecule: messenger RNA, 675 nt
Organism: Erythranthe guttata (spotted monkey flower)
Lineage: Eukaryota; Viridiplantae; Streptophyta; Magnoliopsida; Lamiales; Phrymaceae
Source: RefSeq, a predicted model, not a curated record
UUUUCCUUUAUUUCAAAAAAUGGAGAAAAUGCAGGUGCAACAAUGGUGGAGGUCGGUCAAAUCACGAUUAUCGUACAAGAACGCCACCAUAAUUGUCUGCUUAUUCAAUACUAUCACCGUUCUUCUAUUGCUUCAAGGCUUCUUCUUCUCUUCUUCUUCUUCAAACAUCGCUUCCUCUAAUAAAGCUCUACAAAGACAUAUAAAGGAAUGUGAAGAGAUACGACGCGCUAUGGUUCCUGUGGAUCUAAUCAGAAGAGUUAGAGAAAUUACGGAGGAUGAAUAUGUCGGAAUAGAAGAAAUCGAGGCUAAAGAUGUAAAGCAGACAGCUGCAAUGGACCUCGUAUCUAGGUUGAAUAAUUACCGUUCUUAUUCAGAUUCCGGCAGCACUAAAGCUCUGGAAGAAUGGCGCAAGCGGAAGAUGGAGCGAGCCAGACAACGUUCCGUAGGGAAGAACGGGACAUCCAAUUCGGAAUCAUGAAAAUGUUUUGAAUUUUUUUUAUAUAUAUGUUUGAUUCCUUCUUGCGCGAUCGGUCGAUGUUCAGAUCAUUGCAGUGUUUGUAUUUCAUGAGAUCUUGAUAUGUUGUAAUCAUGUAAUUAAGUAAUUUUUACGGGUUUAUUGCAUUCAACACCCUUGUGUUCACUCUAAUUGUUAGAAAACUUUUUCUGUUAUUUUAU